This is a messenger RNA of Cryphonectria parasitica EP155, 1551 nucleotides long. RefSeq names its product MFS general substrate transporter. Gene Ontology annotation, biological process: transmembrane transport. Lineage: Eukaryota; Fungi; Ascomycota; Sordariomycetes; Diaporthales; Cryphonectriaceae. Gene Ontology annotation, molecular function: transmembrane transporter activity. The record is from RefSeq and is a predicted model, not a curated record. The transcript has a single exon. Bases 1 to 1551 code for a protein of 516 amino acids.
AUGGCGGUUGCUGGGAGCCCGGGUCACAAAGUCCCUUCAGAAAAGGCUGGAGAGUUGGGCCGGCCGGCGACGAACGAGGAGGCUGUCUACUCUGUCAUCCCGAAGGCGCAAAAGGUCCAGAUCAUUAUGCUGGUGGCCUUCUCAGGCGUACUUUCGCCCCUCACCGGCUCUAUCUACUUACCUGCCCUCAACCAAAUUGCUGAGGACCUAAAAGUCAAGACAUCACUUGUCAAUCUCAGUAUCACCACGUACCAGAUUGUGCAGGGAAUCGCACCGUCGUUCAUCGGCACGCUUUCCGACGUCAAGGGCCGCCGCCCUGCGUAUGUGGUCACCUUCUCCAUAUAUCUCGUUGCCAACCUCGCCCUCGCCCUACAGAAUAGCUAUCCUGCACUCAUGGUACUGCGCUGCUUGCAGUCUGCAGGCAGCUCGGCCACCAUAGCCCUGGGCGCAGCAACAGUGUCAGAUCUGGUCACGAGAGCGGAGAGGGGUUCAUGGCUCGGAUACACUACCCUAGGGAUCUCGCUUGGCCCUGCGCUCGGCCCGGUCAUUGGCGGGCUGCUAAACGAAUAUUUGGACUGGCACUCGAUCUUUUGGUUCCUACUCAUCUUCAGUGCCAUCGUCACAAUCCUAAUGAUUGUUAUCCUCCCGGAGACAGGUCGGGCUGUCGUAGGCAACAAUACUAUACAGCCGCCGAAGUGGAACCUUAGCGUGUUGCAGUGGUGGCGGCUCAGGCACGGCAAGCCACUCAAUGGUGGCCAGGUCUACGCAGAGGACAGGUCUACGAUCAUGAAGCCGAGGAAAAGACCGAGUCCGCUGUCGUCACUGCUGAUCCUCACCGAGCGAGAGGGUGGCAUCACUCUGGGAUUCGGCGCCGUCUUCUUUGCCGGUUACUUUAUGGUGCUGACGACAUUGUCUGAGCAACUGACUGCCCGCUUCGGGUUCUCAUCGGCCAUCACCGGUCUCUGUUAUCUCCCCCUCGGCACAGGAUCCCUGCUGUCUCGAUUCCUGGCAGGUCGACUAUUUGAUUACAAUUUUCGACGGCACGCACGGCGCCUCGGCCUCUCACUCGAUCUGUCACGCCAGCAAAAGAUCGAAAUCUUCCCAAUCGAAAAGAUCAGGCUCGAGGUUUGCAUACCGUUAGUCUACAUCUCCUGUGGCACCGUGAUGGCCUAUGCCUGGACCAUGGAGUCGAAAUCCAGCCUCGCCGGGAUCGAGGUGUCUCUUUUCUUUCUAGGUCUGUUCUUCAGCGGGGCGCAGCAGGGCUUCAACACCUUGGUCGUGGAUACGCACGCAGAUAUCCCAGCUACGGCCACGGCGGCCAACAACCUAUUCCGGUGCCUGUUGAGUGCAGGGGCUGUGGCCGUGGCUCCUUUUAUGAUUGAGAAGAUAGGCAUCGGUUUCACUGGUGUCUUUAUCAGCGGUGUCUGGUUCUGCUUCAGCCCACUGCUCUGGCUGGUCCUGCUCAGGGGGAAGAAGUGGAGAGAGGAGAAAAGGGCGAGGCAGGAGAAGAAGGACGCAGAAAGAGAAAAGGCAGCAAAACAAACAGUAUAA